AUGUUAACGUCAUUCAGCCAUGCAAUUCUAUUUUUGGGAGUGGUCAUGCAUGCGGCGGCCAACAGUGUAAAUUUCGUGAAUCAAGAUGGCACCACCCGCACUAUUAUCUUUACAUCUCAGAGUGGGCAACAACAACUUAAUUCUAUCAAAGUGGCGGGAAAUUCCGCCAUACAACAAGAAUUUCCCCAAGGCUGGAUUGGAAACUGGUACUCAGUAUCGGAAGGUUCACCGAAUGUGCCCGGUAUGCUCGGUGAGGUUCGUUUUGAUGGCUUCGGAGGGGCCACAUACUUUGACGUGUCAGCUAUUGUCAACCCCACCGAUAAUUCUGGCGUCAAGCAGCUGUUUCCAGCACAUGACAACAAACCGGUCUCAGGCUGUCAAAACUUUCCUUGCGCUAACGCAUAUAAUAAAGCCGAUGACUUGCAAACUGCCAGUACACCUUUUAAAGACCUGAUUUGCUUGUUGGGCAAUUCGAUGAACCCACGCCGGCGUGGCUUUUUUGGUGGAUAG
This is a messenger RNA of Blumeria graminis f. sp. triticale, 510 nucleotides long. NCBI's taxonomy places the organism in Eukaryota, Fungi, Ascomycota, Leotiomycetes, Helotiales, Erysiphaceae. The record is from the annotation of a GenBank genome assembly.